AUGUAUACCCCAUCAACUUACUCCAAUUAUAUACACCAAAAUUUACAUCAAACUGGGAAUACAAACUUGUCUAAAUCAACUGUUUCGUUGACUUCAACUACUAAUUCUACUAAAGAUAGUCUGUAUGACCAGUCUCAACCUUCAAAUAACUCAUUGACAUCAAGUGCUAGUAAUCCAAAUGGAAAUAAUCUAAGUGGUUCAACGUCAAGCAUUGGACUCGCACAGAGUACUUUAUUGACUUCAAAAACGACUACACCUACAACAAAUAAAAGUGGUGUACUAUCAGGAAUGCCUCCUGGUGUUGCUCCACUUGUUGGUGCUCAGUAUAUAUUAAGCCAACAGGGUAUUCCCGGAUACUAUCACCAAUCUCAUCCUGUAAUGUAUAGCGAGGAACAUUUACAAAUGGUACAAUCAAGGUUACCUCAUCAUAUGACUAACUUUUAUUCGCCCGAUCCAAUGUAUCCUAGUGUAUCAUCAAGUCUGACGGGAAGAGAAACUGCUGGAACCGGUAUUUCAAAUGUUGCAGGUUAUUCAUCACUAACCGAUUCAAGAUAUGCACGUACAGAUAAUGCUUCACCAGUUUCAUCUACUCUAUCUCAGCAGACGGGAACUUUGGCUCAUCAGCAAACUUUGUUAAAUCCACCUAUUACUCCCAGUUAUACAUAUUAUUAUGGGCAAUCGGUCAUACCUGCUAAUCCGUUCCAGUAUGGUACAAUGUACCCGAUGGCGCCAGCAGCAAGUGCAACCAGUCAUGGCACAGGAGCUACAAACACAAUGUCCGGGUACAAUAAGACUGCAGCUGCACCUGCUGGUUAUAGCAAUGUUUAUGAAACUCUGGGAUCGUCUUCAGUCACUGGUUCAAGCAAUGACUAUGGAAGUUCAAGCAAAGUGGGAGUGUCCGGUCAACAGACAUCUCAAGCUCAGGGCAAGACAAAUUCGUCUGAUCUCGCAGCUAUGUAUUCCAGCAAAUCGACAUUAAAUAAGCCUUAUGAUAAACAACAACAGUCAUUUCAGUCUCCGCCACCGUUUUCUGUAACUUUAAAUAAUGGUGGAGUUGGCGGUCAUCAUAGUGCGGGUAGUUAUGCUCCAGUAUUCAUUUCUCCUCUGCCCCCUGGAAACCCACAGCCUCAUCAUAUCGCACCUUUGCACCAUCAGAUUGAUAUGAGAGUUCAGAACAGGCAAGGGCAAGAACUCAGCAAUGGAACAGGCAAUAUGAGCCGUAAUCAAUCCGUAAAUCCUACAGCCAGCAAGGUGAAUGUUAAACAGAACUAUAGCCAAGGAGCUACUCCCUAUUGGAACUCCAACUGA
Molecule: messenger RNA, 1308 nt
Organism: Macrosiphum euphorbiae (potato aphid)
Lineage: Eukaryota; Metazoa; Arthropoda; Insecta; Hemiptera; Aphididae
Source: the annotation of a GenBank genome assembly